UCGUCCGCGAAAUAUCAAAGAGCGGAAAGUCGCUUUUUUUCUUUUUUUUUUCAAUUUAUAAAUAUUUCCUUAGAAAUUAUAAAGCAGACGUAUAUGUGUUAAUCACUCGUUUGCUGUAUUGGUCAUCGGGUUCCAAAGAUUGUCUGUUUCAAGACCCAACCUUUGGAUUCUCUACUCUCUUCUGUAAUAAUUCCAGAGAGAGGUGAUUAGGAAAGGAGAUGUAUUAUCAGUUGACCAACUCAUCUUACAGAGAUUCUUUGAAGAUUCUUGAGGCUGACAUUGAGCACGCCAAUUCACUGGCUGCUGAGAUUCCAAUGGGAAAGAGCGGUGUGCGACUUCAGAUGAAACUGGUGUGCAGUAACUUGGCUCCUUUCUUCAUAUUCUUGCUACAGUGGAUGGAUAUCUCAUGUCUCCUUCCAAGCUAUUUUGAUUUCUUCUACAUUCUCAUUUACAAGGUAGGUGUUGAUGGACGGUGGAAUCUAUCCAGGUACGGAAGAAAAGCUACAAUCAGGGAGACUUAAGCCCGGUUGUGUUUUUUCUUCUUCUUCUCAUUAUUAGUCUUAUAGAACAUUGGGAUUUGGCUAACUGCAGGUGUUAUAUUACCAUCACUUGAGCGUCUUCACAUAAACUUCGCUGACGAUAGCUUAUGGUAUCCGAAUCCAAAAGCUAUCACCAAGAAGUAUGAUAACAGAUUCAUCAUGUCUACCGUCGACUUGGAAAGAGAAGACGAAUGCGGGAUCUGCUUAGAGCCUUGCACGAAAAUGGUGUUGCCCAACUGUUGCCAUGCCAUGUGCAUCAAAUGUUACCGGAACUGGAACACCGAGUCGGAGUCAUGCCCGUUUUGUAGAGGCAGCAUCAAGAGAGUGAACUCUGAGGAUCUUUGGGUGCUGACUUGCGAUGAAUAUGUGGUGGAUACAGAGACGGUCACGAAGGAGGAUCUUCUUCGGUUCUACCUCCACGUUAAUAGCCUCCCUAAAGAUUAUCCUGAAGCCGUCUUCCUACUUGACAACGAGUACUUGAUAUGAUUUGGUUACAUGGUGAGGGUGUAGAGAGGGAGAAAGAUCCCAGACCUUUAACUAAGUGUAUAUAAAGAGUCUGGGUGAUCCAAGAUUAUUAUCCUUCAUUUUAGAUUAUGAUGAUAAAAAAUUGUCAUAAUGUGUCACCCUUGUUAUGAAAUAUGAAAGAGAUAUUUCACGUCUUGUUUCUUCUUGACAGCACAAACAUGUUUCAAGAAUCAAAUAUGAGGAUUAGAAACUUGUUUGGAUACAGAGAUUCGUAACUUGUUUAUAUUAGUGGUUCGUGUUGUUGUU
This is a messenger RNA of Brassica napus (rape), 1310 nucleotides long. Its product is annotated as E3 ubiquitin-protein ligase AIRP2. The record is from RefSeq and is a predicted model, not a curated record. The transcript has 3 exons. Bases 219 to 521 code for a protein of 100 amino acids. Gene Ontology annotation, biological process: protein ubiquitination. NCBI's taxonomy places the organism in Eukaryota, Viridiplantae, Streptophyta, Magnoliopsida, Brassicales, Brassicaceae. Gene Ontology annotation, molecular function: ubiquitin protein ligase activity.